AUUAAGAUGUUACUUCAAAAUUCUAAUCACUGUAAGUAUGUUUGGGCAUACUCCAUUAUCUGGUAUUCUAUUAUUAUUUUGUAGAUAUUAUGGCUGCAAUGAUUGCAUGAACCAUAAGCUUGAACAUUCCAAUCAAUACAGAGUAAGAAGUAUCUUCCUAAACAGAAAAAAAAAAAGAGUAGUUUUCAGACAAAGGAAAUAAAAUUUAGUAUGCAUACCAUUUAUGUUUUCCAUGAUAACAUAACAUCAUGACAGAGGAUCUUUGAUAUUUUAUAGAUGUAGACUAUUUUAAGGUGAGGAUUGUACACAGUUACCAGUCAAAUUCUUUUCCACGGCAAGUCAGUUACAAAAGUAAGCAAGGUUUGCAUAUUUAGCCAUGAAGCACGCAUAUACAAAGAUUGGAAUAAGGCUUAUGGUAUGCCAGUAAUUUGGUGGAAUCAAUGAAAUUUGUUUCUAUCUCAGCAGUAUUUUUGAGCUAGCAGGUAGUUUCACUCUGAGUCUCUAAUACCUUAAUAUUACUUUGCAUAAUUGAAAGCAUGAUUGGAAUGUUGAAUAAGCUUCUUGAAGUUAAAAAGCACUAAGACUUUUUUUUGUUUGAAUAAUGUCUGAAUUUCAUUAUGUCAUGGGAUUUUUUGCGUUUGUUGGAACAGUAAUAUAUGCUUGCCUUCAGAUUGUGAUCACUGGCCUUGAUGUAGCUCUGAUAGAUAAAGCUGGCAGGAAACCCCUAUUACUGGUUAAUUCAAAGCAGAGAACAACUCUCCUUCAAAUUUUAGAUACACACCUUCACGCUGGAUCCAAGCGCUCUAUCUUUCAUAGUGACAUAAAACCUAGUAACAUUCUUUUGGAUAGCAAUAUGGUGCCUAAGCCCUCAGACUUUGGGCUUUCAUUGCAGGGACCACUAUCUACUUCCAAGCUAAAACCAAUUGAAGUAGACUAUGUUGCAGUCUCACUUGUAGGUACAUUUAGAUACGUAGCCCCUGAGUGUCAGCUAUUACAAGGAGGUUAUUAGAGCGUCAAGUAGUUUCACUGCUAUUCCACUACUAUCGCCAUUGUUGUCACCUUCAAUUUCUUUAUAUGAGGACUAUGAUGAUGAUGGGGAUGAAGAUGACACUGAGGAUUAUAGCUGAUAAAUUUAGUAUGGUUGAACAAUACACUGAUUUUAUAUUUUGAAUUAUAGUUGAUGUAUUAGUACACUUUGUUGA
Molecule: messenger RNA, 1202 nt
Organism: Arachis ipaensis
Lineage: Eukaryota; Viridiplantae; Streptophyta; Magnoliopsida; Fabales; Fabaceae
Source: RefSeq, a predicted model, not a curated record